Molecule: messenger RNA, 2999 nt
Organism: Vicugna pacos (alpaca)
Lineage: Eukaryota; Metazoa; Chordata; Mammalia; Artiodactyla; Camelidae
Gene: PRSS35
Product: serine protease 35
Biological process (GO): proteolysis
Molecular function (GO): serine-type endopeptidase activity
Source: RefSeq, a predicted model, not a curated record
CUCAGCCUCGAGCUCUGAGCUCCCGACGGUGCUGGCGGGCGGUGGCCGGGCGUCCCGGGCUCUGGCUGUCCCGAGGCUGGUGGCAGCCGCGCCCCCGCCCUCCUGCCUCGCCAGCAUUGGUGACCCCCUCGGGACACUUUGAUUCGAGCUGGGCAGCGCCCCCAGGACCGAAUCAGCUGAACAGGACAACAGAGAAGAACGAGAUGGAAACCAUGCUAUUUUGGUUGAUAUUUUUCACCCUUGGGUGGACCGUCAUUGAUGGAUCAGAAACGGAAAAGGAUUUUAUGUGGCACUUGAGAAAAAUACCCCGGGUUGUCAGUGAGAGGACUUUCCGUCUCACCAGCCCCAACUUUGAGGCAGAUGCUAGGAUGGUGUUAAACAGAGUGUGUGGCAUUGAAUGCCAGAAAGAACUCCCCGCUCCCAGCCUUUCUGACCUGGAAGACUCUCUUUCAUAUGAGACUGUCUUUGAGAACGGCACCCGAACCUUGACCAGAGUCAAAGUUCAAGGCUGGGUCCUGGAGCCAACUCAAAAUCUCACCACACAAGGAGCACCUGUUCGGAGGAAGAGACAGGUGUACGGCACCGACAGCAGAUUCAGCAUCUUAGACAAAAGAUUCUUGACCAACUUCCCUUUCAAUACUGCCGUGAAGCUCUCCACGGGCUGCAGCGGCAUCCUCAUCUCCCCCAAUCACGUCCUAACAGCUGCCCACUGCGUCCAUGACGGACAGGACUACAUCAAAGGAAGUAAAAGGCUAAGGGUAGGGUUGUUGAAGAUGAGAAAGAAAGGUGGUGGCAAGAAACGUCGGGGUUCCAGGAGGAGCAGGAGGGACGCGAGUGGUGGUGAUGAAAGCGAGGUGACCAAAGAGAACCUGAAGGAGCGAGCCAACGCCAGAAGGAGGAGGAAGGAAUCUGCUCGGGGUCAGCGAGGUGCUGAUGGGAAGCCCUCCUUCCAGUGGACCCGAGUCAAGAACACCCACAUUCCCAAAGGCUGGGCCAGAGGCGGGCAGGGAGACGCUGCCUUGGACUACGACUACGCCCUUCUGGAGCUGAAGCGCCCUCACAGAAAGAAAUACAUGGAGCUGGGAAUCAGCCCUACCAUCAAGAAGCUGCCCGGCGGGAUGAUCCACUUCUCAGGCUUUGAUCACGACCGGCCAGAUCAGUUAGUCUACCGGUUUUGCAGUGUGUCUGAUGAAUCCAACGAUCUCCUCUAUCAAUACUGCGACGCCGAGUCAGGCUCCACUGGCUCCGGGGUCUAUCUGCGUCUGAAAGAGCCAGACAAAAAGAGCUGGAAGCGCAAAAUCAUUGCGGUCUAUUCAGGCCACCAGUGGGUGGACGUGCACGGCGUUCAGAAGGACUACAACGUGGCAGUGCGCAUCACACCCCUCAAGUACGCCCAGAUCUGCCUCUGGAUGCACGGAGAUGACGCCAACUGUACUUCUGGCUAACGGAAACCCUGAAGCAAAGCCGUGGAUUACUCAACAGCCAAGAAAACCAAUUCUGAUGCUUGUCGCAAGAUCACGCCAUAGGUUAUGCCUUGACUUGAACCCUAUCAAUAGCAUUUCAACCUUUCUACAUUUACUUUUUCAAAAUUAGGAGCUUUUCAUCCAUUUAAAAAAAAAGUUUAGGUAGACAUAUGAAAACUAGAUGGGUACUUCAAUGCCAAGUAUAUAUUCUUUACAUGGUGAUAAGUUUCACUUGUGGGAAAUAUAUUGUUUCUUUCUGCCUUCUUAAAGAUUAGACACUCUUUAAAAGUCAAGCUGGUGUUAUAAAUAAUAUGUGAUUUCUCAGUGGACUAGUUCUCAGGGUCCUGCUCUUCAGAAGAGACUAAGGUGCUGGUUGCAUAUUAAAUGUGAAGUUACAUACACAGAGGUGGAAAGUAACAUGAUUAGAAUCGGGUUAGAGACACUAAUUUACAAACACAGUUUGUGCUAUUCUGAGAUGGACCCAUUCAGCUCAUGACCUCUAUGUUUAUAUUGUGUUUUCCACUGGGUGUCUGAGAAAUUUUAGGUUUUCUUUCUUUUUUUUUUAUUUUAAGAAUUACAAGAGACAGCAAGCUUUAGAGACAAACUAUUAACUAUUUCACUGCUUUAAAAAUACCAACGAAAGUGUUAUUAUUUAUGGGAGAAACACUUUGCUCUAUGAAAUAAAUUUAGUUUAGAAAUAGGGAAGCUGAGAAUUUUUAAGAUCUCAAGUUUUUAUUUAGUUUUCAAAAUGUGCACUUUUCAAGUAUGCAUAGGAAGACAGUUCAAAAGCUAUAAAUGAUCAUGUAUUUACGCCCCAUCAUUUGAUGCUACAGUCUCCUAUGUACGAGGUAUUAUAGUUUUAGACAAGGAUUCUAUAGUCUUCCUCAAGAGAAAGCCUCUCUCCCCCUUGACAAAGUUCAGCUUUCUUAAUAGGGCCAUAGGCAUAUUAUUUUGGUGAAUUCUUUGAUUGGUAAUUUUAGAUAUGUCCUUUUAACAAAAUGAGGAUAAUUUAUAGAUAUGAUUUGUAAAGGAAGUUCUGAUUAUUUUCAUUAAGAACCAAGGUUGUGCACUCGGGCCAUCUUAGCAGCCUGAACAGAGUCCAGAUCAAACACAGAGUAGACAUUCAAUACAUAUUUCUUGCACAAACAGAUAUUUGCUGAAUGGCUGUAAAAGACGGUUAGUUCAGCCCAUUAUGAUGAAAGGGUCUUAGUGAUUUGUAACUGAGUGCACCAUAAAAUUCAGGAGUUGCAGGCCUGAUUUCUGGGCUGGUCUUCUGACAGUUUUUAGAGUAUAUUCUCUCUUCUCUUGGGAUACACCCACAUCGUUUAUUCUGCCUGAGUUCAAAUUCAUUUUACUUAUAAUUUUCUUUAACAAUGGGAAGUUAUACCCUUGACUAGUAGGCAAAGGACUACGUGAUUAGAUUAUGAUAAAAAGUGAUUUUGUAAAAGAUGUUGAAAAUAGCUGAAAUUUAAUACAUUACAUUCUUUUAUAAUGUGAAUCUGUCAAAAAUCAUUCAAUAAAAAUUAAAAAAAUCAA